This is a messenger RNA of Phascolarctos cinereus (koala), 4675 nucleotides long. It is a transcript of the gene JPH2, whose product is annotated as junctophilin 2. Gene Ontology annotation, cellular component: plasma membrane; junctional membrane complex; sarcoplasmic reticulum. Lineage: Eukaryota; Metazoa; Chordata; Mammalia; Diprotodontia; Phascolarctidae. The record is from RefSeq and is a predicted model, not a curated record.
CCACACACCCACCAGAACUGCUAAAGGAGCCAGCUGAGCAUUUGGAGUGAUAGCCUUGCCUUGGGGAACUUAGUACAGCCUGGGGCGCUCAGAGGGGGAUUUCCCCCUUACUGGAACUGGUUAGAGAGUCUUCACCCCUAUCAUUUCUUUCCCCAGUGAGGUUUCUUAAAGGGACCAUGCAACUUUUCCAGUCCUCCCUAGAACUGCCUCUGGAGUUACACUUUGGGGGAUGUGAAAUCUUUUCUGCCUGUUUGUCUUAGAAGCAACAAUUCCUCUGCUCCCUCAGAGUGAUUCUUGAGUGAGCGUUGGGGGUCCUCUCUGCCUGUCAUUUACGGACAGACACACACUACCUACACCUUGGUUUUCUGGACUUCAGACCCGGGCAAGAGCAUGUUCAUACCACAUUGGAGCUGCAUCCUAAGUGUGAAGGGACAGCCCUGAACCAGGACUGGAAAGGGGCUGGGGGGUUGAGCCCUGGGGCUCCCCCCCAAGCUCGAGCUGGAGGGCGGAGAGGAAGCCGGGGGCUACGAUGAGAUGAGUGGAGGUCGCUUUGACUUUGAUGAUGGUGGUGCAUACUGUGGGGGCUGGCAAGAUGGCAAGGCCCAUGGGCAUGGGCUCUGCACGGGACCCAAGGGACAGGGCGAGUAUUCUGGUUCCUGGAACUUUGGCUUUGAAGUGGUGGGCAUCUAUACCUGGCCCAGCGGCAACACCUAUGAGGGUUACUGGUGCCAAGGCAAGAGGCAUGGCCUGGGGAUAGAGACCAAGGGGCGCUGGCUGUACAAGGGUGAGUGGACUCACGGCUUCAAGGGCCGCUAUGGUACCCGACAGAGCUCAAGCAGUGGAGCCAAGUAUGAGGGCACUUGGAAUAACGGACUUCAGGAUGGCUAUGGCACUGAGACCUAUGCAGAUGGAGGAACAUAUCAAGGCCAGUUUACUAAUGGCAUGCGCCAUGGUUAUGGCAUCCGGCAGAGCGUCCCAUAUGGCAUGGCAGUGGUAGUCCGUUCACCACUCCGAACAUCCCUCUCUUCCCUACGAAGUGAACACAGCAAUGGAACCCUGGCCCAGCAGGAUGCUCCCUCCACCCCCAUGGAUGGCACCACUGUGGCUACCCCCACCAUCUCUCGUGGUGGCUUUGCCCUCAGCCUCUAUGCCAAUGCAGAGGCUGCUGCCAAGCUCCCUCGGGGCAGUGGUGGUUUCUUCCAGAGAGGUUCCCUACUGGGGAAACUGAGGCGCUCAGAGUCACGGAACUCUCUGGCCAGCCAGAAGAGCCGGGUCAGCUUCCUGAAGAGUGACCUGAGUUCAGCAGCCAGUGAUGCAGCCUCCACUACCAGCCUGGGAGAAGGGGCUGAGGCAGAGGACUUUGCCCCAUUUGAGUCUGACAUUGAUGCUACCACCACAGAGACCUACAUGGGUGAGUGGAAAAAUGACAAGCGGUCAGGCUUUGGGGUCAGCGAGCGUUCCAGUGGGCUGAAGUAUGAGGGUGAGUGGCUGGACAACCUGAGGCAUGGCUACGGCUGUACCACCCUGCCUGAUGGCAAGAAGGAGGAAGGGAAGUACAGGCACAAUGUGCUGGUCAAGGGCAUGAAGAAACGUGUUCUCGCUCUCAAGAGCACCAAAAUCCGGCAGAAGGUGGACCAUAGUGUGGAGGGGGCUCAGCGGGCAGCGGCCAUUGCCCGCCAGAAGUCAGAGAUUGCAGCCUCCAGGACAAGUCAUGCCAAGGCCAAGGCGGAUGGAGCAGAGCAGGCCGCACUGGCGGCCAACAACGAGUCCAGCGUUGCACGGACCCUGGCCAGGGAGCUGUCUCCGGACUUCUACCAGCCAGGCCCUGAGUACCAGAAACGGAGGUUGCUCCAGGAGAUCAUAGAGAAUGCUGAAAGUGUUAUGGAGAAUGUAGGCCGUGGAGAGGCCCCAGGCAUCCAGGAGCCCCCUCCAGAGAGCCCCCAGUUGCAUGAACGGGAGGCCUCCCUCCAAGGGGGUGGCACCCCAGCCCGCACCCCAUCACCCUACCUUGCAGGGACACCCCCUGAGGCGAAGCGGCCUAGGCCUGGAACACAGAAGGAUGGCUUCCUGAGUCCGGGAGAAUGGAACGGGGAGCAGAGUCGAGAAGGCAGCCGUCCAGCGACCCCAUCAGAUGUCGGUGCUAGGGAGAAAAGCAGCAGGAGCCCCACAAGAACCCCUACUGACCACAUAGAGAUCCAGCCCCUGCAGCCACCACCCCCACAUCCUACUAGGGAGCCAGAAGUAGCACACUACCAGGGGUACCACAGCUAUGCUGUCCGCACAUCACCCCCUGUCCCACCACCUUUCGAUGAGGAAGAGGCAGACAGUGCUUCCCCCACCACACCUGCGACGCCCCCAGCCACUCCAGUGUUCAAGCCGGGCACCCAGCCUGACACAGAGGCCCUCCCAAGGGCCACCACACCCCCCAAGCCAGAGCUGAAAGCCAGGGCCCCCAAAACAGAGCCAAAGCAUCCACCCUCCCCCAUCAAGGCAGAUACCACAAGCCACACCAAGCCCACCAGAAAACCAGAGGCCCGAGGCUCAUCCAAGGGUGGGGCAAAAAAGAAGGGACGUCGAGAAGUAGCGGCUGCAGCAGCCUUGGAAGCCGAGAUGGAAUUGGAGGAGGCUCCCAACACUGUCCUUAUCUGCAUGGUGAUUCUGCUGAACAUCGGCUUGGCCAUCCUCUUUGUGCAUUUUCUGACCUGAUGUGGCCUUGGCUCAGGAGUUCCCACCCAUGCAAAUGUUGGAUCUUUGCAAUGACUGGAUGCAACCGCAGCUGUGGAGAGAUGCCGAGGGCGAGACACUGGACCCAGGAACUGGCCACAGGCUUUCCAGCUCUGGCAGCCCUAGACCUGAAAGAAAACUGCCCUGUGUUCUGUUUAGCUUCCCUGAUCCCAAUCUGGCUUGGUCCCUCCCACUCUGGGGUGAGGAGGGGCCCUCCCUCUCCAAGCCCUCUAUGAACCUGAGGGUGGCAUCACCCACAUGAGUGUUUGUGGCUGCACCUGCAUGUAUACCCAGAGAAGGGGACCAGCAAACCCCCCACUCUUCCCGCUUGUCUGGCUCAGGUGCAAUGGAAUGACUCUUCCCACCUCCUAACCCCAAACCUUACUUUUCCAAGGCAGAGGGUUUGGUUCCACUCUCCUAGGCUGCUGCUAGCCAGCCCAGGCUCUCUUCAAGGAUCCAUCUAGAAAGUCAAGGAGCUGGGUAAGGGCUCUCUGACUCCAGUGGCCAGAGGCAGCUGGAAAGGAGGGUGGCAUGGGGUGAGCAGAAGCAGAGAGGCCCUCACUCUCCCUCUCAGCAGGUAGAUAUCUGGGGCAAGGAGGGGAAAGCUGCCUUGGCUCCGGCUUGCCUCUCUCCCCUUUCUGCUUCUGGGCUGACACUGCAGAGCGAGAUGACAGCUUAGACCCAGCCUACGUGCACUACCCACAAAGAAAGGGACAGGAACAAAUCCAUCCACUCCAGCUGCCUGAGGCCCAAGGCCAUGGGGAAACCACUCUGAGCGAUGGUGCCCAUCCUGGCCCCAUGGGCUCAGACAAAAGACCACAGCGAAGGACCUAGAAGGCCACAUGUAGUCCCAAGGUCACAGGUUACCCACCCACUGUGGCAGAAGCAGGCCAGGCAGCCCAAGGAGUUUUGUCGGGAUGCAAGGCUGGGUGCUUGGAGAUCACUGUCUGUUUCUUGGAGUGCUUGAACAUGACGUUUGGCUUGGCUGGUAUAAAGAUGGCACUUGCAUGCGCCUACAUUUAAAAGCAUUUCUGUCAGUGGUGGGUCUCCCAGCGUGUGCUCUUCUGCUGUGGAGAGGUGAGCUGGGGGGGGCAUCCUGAGGGGAAGGGACUCAGAUCAGUGCCAGUGUCCUGGCCUACGAUGAAGCAGGUGAGGAACAGAACUAGGAGCAGAUGUGCACGUUAUAGGAGCCCAAGUUAAGAAAGUGACAUGCCUGAUUUCUUUCUUGACUUUUUCCCUCUUUGAUAUCUGGUUUUUGGACAGCUUUCUAAGCUCCUCAGUUGGUCCCAUGUGAGGAAUACUGCCUCCCAGCCCUUGCCAUAAAGAGGCACUAUAGGGAAGGCCUUGGGUGAAAUGUACCGCUCCUCCUCUCCUUCCCCUUCUCCCCGAACCUCUUCCGGCCUCCGUCCUGUGCUUGCCCGAAGCCUCCGAGAUUGGGACAGAGAUGGGCAUAGAGGUGAAGGUGGAGGUGAGGAACGCUGUGCUUUCUCUGUAAUCUCUUUUCUCUCUUUCUCUCAAUACUCCUGAGCCUUGUUUCUGGACCUUGAGAUCUUGAGGACGUUUGUCAACUUUGCUAAGGUCCAGAUCCCAGCCGCCCUUUAGCUUGGUUUAAAUCUCAGCUCGGAUUUCUACACAAGGAGGUCAGAGGCACCUAUCCUCUUGCUCUAGGCUGCGAUGGGAUGCCCAGUCUAGUUUCUAUGUGAUGGUGGGAAUUGACCUUUCAGAGGAGGUACCUAAAAGUACCUGCUACCUCAGGCGAGAGCACCUCAAUCCCCAGGACUGGCAACAAACAUUUCAGGCUUGGUUCCAGCCCUGGGAUGUUCCCCUCUCUGGUCAUGCCUAGGUCCAGAGGAUAAUGGCAGGGGAGGUGCCUGUGUGCUACACCCUGGCCUGUCUCUCUCUCUCUCUUUCUGCUAUACUCUGUGCGAUAAUAAAGUUAUCUGCUCACCGA